AUGCCCGCCGCCUCACGCACUGAUCGCCCACUGGGCCGGCAACGCCCCGUGUGCUUCCACGACAACGGCAUCAACCCCAAGACUGGCAAGAAGCAGUGCAAGGUGUGCCUGGAGGAUCCCGCAGGGCAGUUCCCUGUGUACAUCAGCGCCGCGGGCAAGUGUACCAGGUGCACCACUGCUUCCGACGGGUGCAUCUCCUGCAACUCCAAGGGCCAGUGCAACGACUGCAAUUGGGGCCUCUUCCUGACCCCCAAGCGCCAGUGCGCCCCGUGCUCCGCCGACGGCAGCUGCAAGCAGUGCCUGACCCAGACCACGUGCCUGCGGUGCAACGACGGCUGGUACCUGAACGCCGCCACCAAGAAGUGCGUGCCGUGCAAGGGAGGCAAGGGCUGCGGGCGCUGCGACAAGAUGGGCACCUGCCAGGUCUGCAAGGAGGGAUUCCUGUUCAAGUCGGCCACCAAGACCUGCGACGCCUGCAAGGACCCGCUGUGUGCUGUCUGCACCCCCACCACCGGCAAGUGCACCAAGUGCAUCGACGGCAGCGACUUCCGUAUCCCCGUCGACAUCUGGCAGGACUCCAAGGGCGUGUGCCGCAGCUGCUCGGUGACCGGUGGCCCCAGCUGCAAGGUGUGCAACCACUCGACCGGCAAGUGCCGCCAGUGCUGGGACAACUUUGGCUUGAGCGGCGUCAAGUGCAAGACCUGCAAAGACUCGCACUGCUUUCAGUGCAAUGGAGAUACCGCCAUCUGCAAGCAGUGCUUCAAUGGCUUCCGUCUCAUCAAGGGCGCCUGCCUGGAGUAG
Messenger RNA from Chlorella variabilis, 801 nucleotides. RefSeq lists its product as hypothetical. The record is from RefSeq and is a predicted model, not a curated record. The coding region runs from base 1 to 801 and encodes 266 amino acids. The transcript is spliced from 7 exons. NCBI's taxonomy places the organism in Eukaryota, Viridiplantae, Chlorophyta, Trebouxiophyceae, Chlorellales, Chlorellaceae.